This is a messenger RNA of Perca fluviatilis (European perch), 2953 nucleotides long. It is a transcript of the gene cpm, whose product is annotated as carboxypeptidase M. NCBI's taxonomy places the organism in Eukaryota, Metazoa, Chordata, Actinopteri, Perciformes, Percidae. The record is from RefSeq and is a predicted model, not a curated record. Gene Ontology annotation, cellular component: cell surface. Gene Ontology annotation, molecular function: metallocarboxypeptidase activity; zinc ion binding. Gene Ontology annotation, biological process: proteolysis. The transcript has 11 exons.
GUUAGCAAUCUUCCGUUAGCAUUUAGCUAGCUCAAUGCACCGAUGUCUAUUUUCUACACUCUAUGGAGCAGCAGCCUCAGCCCCGUCACUGUGGUCGGUGUUGGUCGGUGUUCGAGUCGCAUAUACGGACCGGCGAAGCGGCAGACAGGUCACGCUGCAGUGAUGUCAUCAGGCCUCCUCUUCCUCCAUCUCUGCCUCAUCUUCACCCUGGCCGCGACGUUGGAGUUUCGUUACCACAACAACCCUGAGAUCGAGCAGUACCUCCUCCAGGUCAACGCCUCCAACCCCGCCAUCACACACCUGUACAGCAUCGGCCAGUCUGUCAGAGGCCAGCAGUUGUGGGUUUUGGCUCUGGGUCUCAGUCCUCGCCGUCACACCGUCGGCAUCCCCGAGUUCAAAUAUGUGGCUAACAUGCAUGGAAACGAGGUUCUUGGCCGGGUGGUGCUGCUACAGCUAAUCGACGACCUGGUGCGUGGUUACCGUAACAACGAAACGUGGUCAUUGCAGUUACUCAACAGCACCCGCAUCCACAUCCUGCCGACGAUGAACCCAGACGGCUUCGAUGAAUCGGACACAAUUACCAGUAGCUCCCCAGGAAUACAGUGAACAGCCCAUGUCUCUGUCAAUUUCAGGGCCAACUAUAACGGCGUUGAUCUGAACAGGAACUUCCCCGAUGCUUUCGCUGGUCUCCGGAGGCAGCCGCAGCUCGCCGAGAAGAAUCGUGAGGCAGAGGUCAGAGCUGUGAUUGGCUGGUUGAGGACUGAGAGUUUUGUUCUCUCUGCCAACCUUCAUGGAGGUGCUUUGGUGGCCAGUUAUCCUUACGACAACAGCAACGGAGGCAGCGAGCUGGUGGGCGGGGCCAGCGUCCCCCCUGAUGACGAUGUGUUCGUCCACCUAGCCAAGGUUUACUCCUACAACCACGCUUCUAUGUACCAGGGUGACCGCUGCGGUGACAGCAGGCCGUUCCUGGAGGGCAUCACCAACGGAUACCAGUGGUACCCUUUGGCAGGUGGGAUGCAGGACUAUAACUAUGUGUGGGCGCAGUGUUUGGAGUUGACUCUGGAGAUUUCCUGCUGCAAGUUUCCUCCAGUCCAACAACUUCCUGCUCUGUGGACGGAGAACAGGAAGUCUCUGCUGGCCUUCAUCCAGCAGGUCCACCUGGGGGUCAAAGGUCGUGUUUUCGAUGGCUCCGGAGUGCCGGUCCAGAACGCGGUGGUGGAGGUCGAAGGUCGCACCAAUAUGUGUCCAUUCAGAACCGACCGACACGGAGAGUACUACCGACUGCUGCUGCCUGGAAACUACAGCUUCACAGUGACGUACCCGGGUCACGAGGUUUUGACGGAGACUCUUAACGUCCCGCACGGUCCCGAUCGCUACUCGGCCAUGAAACACGACUUCAUGUUACGCCGCAUCACCACCUCGGCUAACCCCACCCAGGCUAACCCCACCCAGGCUAACCCCACCCAGGCUAGCCUCACCCCUAGCUGCGACUACAAUUUACGUCUGGAGGCGGGCGGAGUCGUCCCCGGGCCCACGUGGACGGGGCUGGGCGCGGGGCUCGGCCUGGCGGCGGCGCUCCGAUCCCUGGUUGGCUGAAGCUGCCUGGCGCUCGGCGCGACGCUCGCGGGUUUGAUCCCUCAGCCUGCAAGAAAACAAACAACAAGAGGUCCUGCAGAGGUUUCUGGAGGUUCACCAUUCGCCACCAGCUUCGUCACCAUAGAAGUAUUCAAACUCAAGGGCAAGGGGAGGGGGGGGGGGAGUUAAAAGCCCUAAUCACGGCAGAAAGUUCACAUGUCCUCACCUAAUAGGUGGUGCUGGAAGCUUUGGGACGUGGUGACUACUCGCCAAGUCGUUUUCACAGAAGACAUUACAUUACACAACAUACACAAAUUUAUUUUUCACUUUUGUUAACAUUGUGAGAUAAGGCACGGCCUUGAGUGCCCUGCUAGUUAAUGCAGCAAUGAUUUGGGAAAUCCCUUCUAAGAAGUGAAAUGAACUACUGAAGAGCUGACCAUGUGAGAAAAAUAUUUAUCUACUUUGUAUUUCUAGAAAGAAAUAGUUUUUUUCAAUACCAAUUCAGGAGCGCUCCUAAGACGAGGAAGAACUAAAAAAAAAGACAAUAAUAGUGCAGCCACACUGCCACUUUCCUGCAUCAUAGAGAGACGUUCUGCACAUGAAGAAACAGGUUUUUCGCUGAGAGAUUAUUGUAUUUAAAUGGAUCACAGGAGAAAAAACUGCUGCCUGGGGAUUCAGUCUUCCCUGCUGAAAUGUUCCAGCGUGUGAUGAGGCUCAUUAAGUGUGGUGGAGCUAGACCAUUAUAUGUGAGCAGCAGCACUUUAAAAUAAAAAAAAAAUGAGCACUUGCAGGCACUGGUUUUAGAGAGGGUAGUAUUUAAACCAGAGAAAAGGGAAAUUGCAGUAGUCGAGCGUCGAAACGAAGCCACCCUGAUGACGCCACACGUUAAUCAUCCGUCUGAACUCAUUGAGGUGCGUUGGAAUUUCGGCUCCAGAUGAUUCAGACAGUCAUCACACAUGUUCUUACAGGCAUUCAUCCUUUCUGCUUAUUUCAUUUAUUUUUGUGUGGGCAGUGGUUCCCAACCUGAGGCGUGAGACCCCCCGACAGGGUGGCAAAAUAAUCUGAGGGGUCACAAGGUGGAUAACAAGAUAGGAAAUAAGAGAAAAAUCUAAUUUCUGCAACACAAAUGACCUCUUUUGUUUAAAUUUGCUUGUUUUAUUGUGAAAUAUUAUCUUGUUUCUGAUGUUCAUUGCUAGUAAACGUCCAUAAAUCUGCUUAAAAUCAUGGGGGGGGAAUAUUCAUAAUGUGGAAACAACAUGGACGCUACAAAGACGAUGUGUUGUAUUUUAUUGCUCAGAGCGUUUAAACAUGUUGAUAGCUCUUUCCCGUAUUUACCUGACUUAAUAGGUCAACGUUAAUAAAUAACUUUUCUAACUAA